AUGGUGCCACAGAGAAGUAUUCCCAUGCAAAGGCAACAUUUAAAAUUUAGGCUUCCUGCUGACUUCCCCAAUACUGUUGAGCGUUGCAUGAACAUGAAUUCCUCCCCAAGCAGCAUGGACUUUCAUCCUGCUAAAGAUUCUACUCUAUUAGUUGGAAAUUGUAUUGGGGAUGUGGAAGUGUGGGAUAUCUCUUCUGAAGUAAAGUUGUUUGGAAAUGCGUUUAUGAUUUGGAACAGAGAGGCCAUCUCAAUGUUGUUACUGAAUGAUCUAGAUAAAGAUCCACAUAUGUCAGUUAAUCGUGUAUUAUGGAGCCCAGAUGGAUCAGUCUUUGGUGUUGCGUACUCCAAAAACAUCGUGCAGUUGUAUUCCUAUCAUGUUAAUGCUAAUUACGCUGAGAAACAACUGGAGAUUGAUGCUCAUGUGGGUGCUGUAAAUGAUCUCGCAUUCUCUUUGCCUCAUCAUCAACUUCUUGUCAUAACCUGUGGGGAUGACAUGUCCAUUCGGGUAUGGGAUACUAAGAGUGGAUCCAAACACUAUACAUUUGAAGGCCAUAGUGCUCCGGUUUACUCAAUAUGCCCCCAUGUCAAAGAGGAUAUCCAUCUCCUACUUUCCACAUCAACAAAUGGUGAGAUUAAAGCAUGGUUAUUUGAAAAUAUGGGAGCAAGAGUAGCAUAUGAUGCACCUGGUAAUUCUUGCAUGAGAAUGGCUUAUGGUGCUGAUGGUAAAAGGCUCUUUUCAUGUGGGACAAAUAAGGAUGGAGAAUCAUUCAUGGUAGAAUGGAACGAGACUGAAGGUUAUAUAACUAGGUUCUACCAUGGACUCAGCAAACCUUCGGCCGGUGUAGUCCAAUUCAGCACAAGCAGAAACCAGUUUUUGGUGGCAGGUGAUGAACACCUAAUCAAAGUUUGGGACAUGGACAAUGCUCAAGUUUUAAACGUUGUCGAUGCAGAUGGAGGGUUACCAGAAACCCCUUAUGUUUGCUUCAACAAGCAAGGCAGUCUCCUGGCCACUUUUGCUGACGAAAAUAAGAUCAAAAUCUUGGCAAAUGAUGUUGGCUGUCAAUUGCUCCAGAAAUCAAAGUUUAAAUCUUUUGAUUCUACUGGGUAUCUAUCUGAAUCAUUGCAAAAGCUCGGCAUUGGGCCCAGUCCAACUUCUCCAGGAGUUACAGUUCAGGAUAAAAGCGUCCCAAUGGAAGCAAAAAUGAAACCUCAAGUACCUUUGGAGCUGAGUAAGGCCCUGAACAGUCAAAAAUGUUCAAAAAUUCUUCAAGUUUCAUUCUGCAAAUCCUUGAGGCUUCCUUCUGAAGUCAAGACAAACAAGAUAUGCAGGUUAGCAUAUACAAAUGCAUGUAAUGGAAUAUUGGCUUUAGCAGCAGAUGGCAUUCAUCUUCUCUGGAGAUGGUUGGAAAAUGAAUUUAACUUCUUCCAGGCAACCACAAAUCAUGCCCCUCAAUCAUUGCAACCAAGGAAAGCAUUCCUAAUGAUCAAUGACCUUGCUGACAAUAACUUUGAAUCGAUAUCACCCUGCUUUGCAUUAUCCAAGAAUGACUCUUAUCUCCUAUCAGCAUCAGGAAAAAUGGUGUCUUUGUUCAACACAAUGACAUUUAAGAGAAUGAGAAGUUGCCUGCGGUCUCCACCUGCGGCUUCCUGUAUGGCUUUCUAUCCGCCAGAUAACAACAUAGCAGCUAUUGGCAUGGAUGAUUCAACCAUAGUGAUCUACAAUUUGCGUCGGAAUGAGGCCAUAAACAAGCUUAAUGGACACUCUAAAAGGAUUACUGGGUUAGCCUUCUCCACUACAUUGAAAGUACUGGUCUCUUCUGGAGUAGAUACCCAGAUCAUUGUAUGGGAUUUUAAUACAUGGGAGAAAAAACAAAGCACAUCACUGCAGAUUUCUAAUGGGUGGUCGCCAUCAAAAACUUCAGAGACUGCUGUCCAAUUUCACCAGGAUCAAAAACACUUUCUUGCUGUCCAUGAGACACAACUUGCAAUCUACGAAACAACAAGUCUGCGACGUGUGAACCAGUGGAUGAUUGGUGAUUUUUGUGCACGGAUUUCAUAUGCAACACUGUCAUGUGAUGACCAGCUUGUAUAUGUGGUCAUGAGAGAUGGAAUUGUUAUGAUACUGGCAGCUUCCGACCUCAGUCCAAGAUUUGAGCUUGAUCCCUCUGUUUACCUUCCACCUACGCUCAGUUGUUGUGUGCAUCCAACUGUUGUUGCCGCUCAUCCACAAAAGCCAAACCAAUUUGCACUGGGACUAACAGAUGGUGGAGUUGUCGUCAUUGACCCUCCUGAACCUAAAAGGACAUGGACUUCAUUCAGUUGACAAUGUAUC
This is a messenger RNA of Coffea eugenioides, 2331 nucleotides long. RefSeq names its product topless-related protein 1-like. Gene Ontology annotation, molecular function: protein binding. The transcript has 18 exons. Gene Ontology annotation, biological process: regulation of DNA-templated transcription. The record is from RefSeq and is a predicted model, not a curated record. Lineage: Eukaryota; Viridiplantae; Streptophyta; Magnoliopsida; Gentianales; Rubiaceae. The coding region runs from base 1 to 2322 and encodes 773 amino acids.